This is a messenger RNA of Camelus dromedarius (Arabian camel), 1904 nucleotides long. RefSeq names its product TOP6B like initiator of meiotic double strand breaks (gene TOP6BL). Bases 111 to 1817 code for a protein of 568 amino acids. The transcript is spliced from 16 exons. Lineage: Eukaryota; Metazoa; Chordata; Mammalia; Artiodactyla; Camelidae. Gene Ontology annotation, biological process: meiotic DNA double-strand break formation; reciprocal meiotic recombination. The record is from RefSeq and is a predicted model, not a curated record.
GGCGGGAAAGGGCAGUGUCGCGCGGCCGGGCGUGGGCGCGGGCGGUGGUCGAAGGUCGAAUCCUUGGUUGGCGAACCGCUAGUGGCCGUCGCUGCUGCUCCCCGCGAGGAAUGGAAGGGACGGCCGCGGCCAUCUGCGAGAUACUGAAAUAUUUAAUAAUUCGCUGGAAGUGUGAAACAGCAGAAGUAUCAAAGGGAGCAUUGCUAGAAGGACAGCUAGUGAUUUCCAUAGAAGCAUUAAAUUCUAAGCACCAGGCAAAUACUCUUCAUUGUGUAACAACUAUUGCUUCUGCAGGAAGCAUUUAUGGUGGCUUGGUCCUGAAGAAGUUCCUAAAAGAAAUACAAUCUAUACUGCAUGGAUUCUCUGCAAAGCUGAAUUGGACUUCAGAGGAAGCCAGCUAUUCUCAGGACUCAUCAGGGGUAACACCCUUCCAGAUGAUUUUUGAGGUUGAUGAAAAGCCCAAAACUUUGAUGACAGAUAGUCUGAUUAUAAAGAAUUUUUUACACAAAAUCAUCAUAGUGCUCCCUAAGAUUAGAUUUAAUUUCAGUGUAAAGGUGAAUGGAAUCUUCUCCAUGGAGAUCUUUGAGGCAGAGAACGAACCUACUUUGAACCUGUCGAAUGGAAUUGCUCUUGUCGUAAACUAUCAGCAUUAUGUGAGGGCACCAAAAUUUGGUACAACUGAAUUACUCUGCAGCAGAAUCCAUCCUGUGCUGGGACAUCCAGUAGUACUGUUCAUCCCUGAUGAUGUGGUGGGAAUGGGCUUGUUGGGAGAGCUGAUACUGACUCCAGCUGCUGCUCUCUGUCCUUGCCCAAAGGUCUUUUCCAACCAGCUGAAUAGGAUUUCUUCAGUUUCCAUAUUUCUAUAUGGACCUUUAGGUCUGCCUCUGAUAUUGCCAAGCCAGGAGAAGCCAACUGCUGCUAUCUUCAAAGAUACCUCUUAUUUCAUUGACUGGAAGAAAUAUCACUUAUGUGUGGUGCCCAAUUUGGACCUCAAUUUAGAUAGAGAUUUGGUGCUUCCAGAUGUGAGUUAUCAGGUGGAAUCCAGUGAAGGAGAUCAGUCUCAGAAUAUGGACCCCCAGGGACAAACUCUGCUGCUUUUUCUCUUUGUGGAUUUCCACAGCAGAUUUCCAGUCCAGCAAAUGGAACUCUGGGGAGUCCAGACUUUGCUCACAACUCAUCUCAGUGCCAUCUUCAUGGAGAGCCAUAGCGCAGUACAAGAUUCCAUCCAGAUCACCGUGGGCCAGGUCUUGGAGCAGCAUCACCAGGCUGUCAAGGCUCAUCAGAAACUACAGGCCUCACUCUCAGUGGCUGUGAAUUCCAUCAUGAGUAUUAUGACUGGAAGCACCAGCAGCAGCUUCCGAAAGAUCUGCCUCCAGACCCUUCAGGCAACUGACACACAGGAGUUUAGGACCAAACUUCAUAAAUCAUUUCAUGAGACGACCCAACACCGAUUUCUUCACCACUGCUCAUGUGAGGUUAAGCAGCAGCUGCUCCCAGAGAGAGAUGAUGCAGAGCAGAGCACAGAGGAUGCACAUGAGAACAGCAGCCUGGAGCUCCUUGCAGGGACCAGCGGACCAGUAGGAAACAAGAGGCUCAAGGGGAGCAGCCUCCACCAAGGCGUGGAGGAGACUCGGGCUUUCCGCUCUACCGGGGCCCUGAGCCCGUCAGAGGCCGCCCGGCGCCGCGCAGAGGCUACCGUGCCCCCUCUGACCCCUAGCAGAAGCAGGACGGGCCCCGGGAGCGGCCUGGAGGACGCGUUGUGGCUGCAGGAAGUCUCCAAUCUGUCCGAGUGGCUGAGUCCCGGCCCUGGGCCCUGAACCCGGCACCCACCCCGCGCCUCCACACCCGACGGGGAGAUGCCAGAGCCGCGCGUUGUCUGUUGUUCAAUAAACCUGCUUAGCGAA